AUGAGGAUGGCAAGUGUGCGCUGCAAGCUGGCCUGUUACUUGGAGGACCUAGAGGACAUAGACUUUAAAAAAUUCAAAAUGCACCUGGAAGAUUAUCCUCCUCAAAAGGGCUGCAUCUCACUGCCCCGGGGCCUGACAGAAAAGGCAGACCACCUGGAUCUAGUGACCCUGAUGAUUGAUUUCAAUGGGGAAAAGAAGUCAUGGGCCAUGGCCAUAUGGAUUUUUGCUGCAAUCAAUAGGAGAGAUCUUUAUGAGAAAGCUAAGAUGGAUGAGCCAGAGUGGGGUUCAGAUAAUGCACAUGCUUCUCCACCAACUGUGAUUUGGCAGGAAGAGAGCAUUGGAGAGGAGUGGACGGGUUUACUGGGAUAUCUUUCCAGAAUCUCUUUUUGUAAAAAAAAAGAUUAUUGUCAGACAUACAGAAAACAUAUAAGAAGCAGAUUCCAGUAUAUUGAAGACAGAAAUGCACGUCUUGGUGAGAGCGUGAACCUCAACAAACGGUAUACCCCACUACGUCUCGUCAAGGAGCACCCCAGCCAGAAGGAGAGGGAGCAUGAGCUUCUGGCCAUUGGCCAAACUGCAGCAAAGAUAGGGGACAGCCCUUUGAGUUCCAUCAAGAUGGAACUUCUGUUUGAUUCUAAUGACGAAAACGCAGAGCCCAUACACACGGUGGUGUUCCAGGGAGCGGCAGGCAUUGGGAAAACAAUACUGGCCAGGAAGAUUAUGUUGGACUGGGCAUUAGGGAAACUUUACAAAGACAGGUUUGACUAUUUAUUCUUCAUCCACUGUCGGGAAGUGAGCCUUAUGACACGGAGGAGUCUGGCAGACCUGAUUGUUAGCUGCUGCCCUGAUCCAAACCCUCCCAUAUCCAAGAUAGUGAGCAAGCCAUCCAAGAUCCUGUUCCUCAUGGACGGCUUUGAUGAACUACAGGGUGCCUUCGAUGAGCACACAGGAUCACUCUGUACAGACUGGCAGAAAGCAGAACGAGGAGACAUUCUCCUGAGUAGCCUCAUCAGAAAGAAGCUGCUUCCUGAGGCCUCCUUGCUCAUCACCACGCGGCCAGUAGCCCUAGAGAAACUCCAACACUUACUGGACCAUCCCCGCCACGUGGAAAUCCUGGGUUUCUCAGAGGCCAAGAGGAAGGAAUAUUUCUUUAAGUAUUUUUCAGAUGAGCACCAAGCUAGGGAAGCCUUUAGGUUAAUUCAGGAGAACGAGAUCCUUUUCACUAUGUGUUUUAUCCCCCUGGUAUGCUGGAUUGUGUGCACUGGGCUAAAGCAGCAGAUGGAGAGUGGCAAAUCCCUUGCUCAGACCUCCAAGACAACCACUGCCGUGUACAUCUUUUUCCUCUCAAGUUUAUUGCAGCCCAGAGGAGGAACCCAGGAACGCCACCUCUCUGCCAACCUCCGAGGACUCUGCUCUUUAGCUGCCGAUGGAAUCUGGAACCAAAAAAUCCUCUUUGAGGAGUAUGACCUCAGGAAUCAUGGCCUUCAGAAGGCCGAUGUGUCAGCUUUCCUAAGGAUGAACCUCUUUCAGAAGGAAGUGGACUGUGAGAAGUUCUAUAGUUUCAUUCACAUGACUUUCCAGGAGUUCUUUGCUGCCAUGUACUACCUGCUGGAAGAGGAAGAAGAGAGGGAAAAGAGGAAGAAGCCACGGAGUUGUUUGAAACUUCCCAUCCGAGAUGUGACAGCCCUUCUUGAAAAUUAUGGGAAAUUUGAAAAAGGGUAUCUAAUUUUUGUUGUUCGUUUCCUUUUUGGCCUUGUAAACCAGGAGAGAACCUCUUACUUGGAAAAAAAACUAAGUUGCAAAAUCUCACAGCAAAUCAGGCAGGAGUUACUCAAAUGGAUUGAAGCUAAAGCCAAGGCCAAGAAGCUACAGAUCCAGCCCAGUCAGCUGGAAUUGUUCUAUUGCUUGUAUGAGAUGCAGGAGGAGGACUUUGUGCAAAGAGCCAUGGACCAUUUUCCCAAAAUUGAGAUCAACCUCUCCACUAGGAUGGACCACGUAGUUACUUCUUUUUGCAUUGAGAACUGUCGUCGUGUAGAAUCACUUUCCCUGGGCUUUUUUCAUAACUUGACCAAGGAGGAAGCAGAGGAGGAGGAGGAAGGUCGACACCUUCGUGUUGUCAAUUGUGUCUCACCAUGUUCCCAUGCUGACCAUUGUUACCAUUUGGUGAACUGCUACCCCACUUCCAGCUUUUGCAGGGGCCUUUUCUCAGUCCUGGGCACUAACCCAAGCCUUACUGAAUUGGACCUCAGUGACAAUACUCUGGGAGACCCAGGAAUGAGAGUGUUGUGUGAAACACUCCAGCAUCCUCACUGUAACAUUCGGAGAUUGUGGUUAGGGCGAUGUGGUCUUUCUCAUCACUGUUGCCUGGACAUCUCCUCAGUCCUGAGCAACAACCAGAAGCUGGUGGAACUGGAUCUGAGCAACAAUGCCCUAGGAGAUGCUGGGGUCAGACAUCUGUGUGUGGGACUGAGGCAUUUAUUCUGCAAUCUGAAAAAGCUCUGGCUGGUCAGCUGCUGUCUCACAUCAGAUUGCUGUCAGGAUCUUGCCUCAGUCUUGAGCACCAACCAGUCCCUGACCAGACUCUACGUUGGGGAAAAUUCCCUGGGAGACACAGGAGUUGGAAUUUUAUGUGAAAAAGUAAAGCAUCCACAAUGUAACCUGCAGAAAUUGGGAUUGGUGAAUUCUGGCCUUACGUCAGUUUGUUGUUCAGCUCUGUCCUUGGCACUCAGCACUAACCAGAACCUCAGGCACCUUUACCUAAGGGACAAUGCUCUUGGAGAUGAAGGGAUCAAGCUACUCUGUGAGGGACUCAUGAAUCCCAACUGCAAACUUCAGAUGUUGGAAUUAGAAAAUUGCAGUCUCACUUCACAUUGCUGCUGGGAUCUAUCCACACUUCUGACCUGUAACCAAAGCCUGCGAGAGCUGAGUCUGGGCAGCAAUGACCUAGGUGAUCUGGGUGUCAUGCUUCUCUGCGAAGUGCUCAAACAGCAAAGCUGCCUUCUGAAUAACCUGCAGUUGUGUAACAUGUAUUUCAAUUAUGAGACAAAAUAUGCAUUGGAAACACUUCAAGAAGAAAAGCCUGAGUUGACAAUUGUCUUUGAGCCUUCUUGGUAG
Messenger RNA from Orycteropus afer afer, 3114 nucleotides. Lineage: Eukaryota; Metazoa; Chordata; Mammalia; Tubulidentata; Orycteropodidae. The record is from RefSeq and is a predicted model, not a curated record.